AUGACCCUACCGCCACUGCUCACAGGCCAGGUGUGUGCCAUCACCGGCGGUCUCACGGGAAUAGGCCGAGCCAUCGCCAUAACAUUUCUUUCUCACGGAGCAAAAGUCGCCAUCAACUAUCUCGCCUCACAUAACAAAGAUGAAGAGAAGCUCUUGUCGUCACUACGCACCGAGGCCUUCGAUGCCAUCAAGUCCCGCUCCGCCGGCCCCAGUGGCCGCACAGAACCCGUCCACAAUCUCGAUGAGGUGCCAUUGCUUACUGUGGCCGGAGACGUCUCGCAGCCCGAAGCAGGCCAGGACCUGGUCAACCAGACGGUGUCACGGUUCGGACGGCUGGACACUUUCAUUUCCAACGCGGGAAUCUGUCGCUUUGAAGAGUUCCUCGAGAUCUCGCCCGAGAGCUGGCAGCGGCAUCUGAACACCAAUUUGUCCGGAGCGUUCUAUGCCGUCCAAGCAGCCGCGCAGCAGAUGACAAAGCAGAUGCCUCAGGGCGGCUCGAUCAUUGGGGUCUCAAGUAUUUCGGCACUGGUAGGUGGCGCGCAGCAGUGUCACUACACGCCGACUAAGGCUGGGAUCUUGAGUCUGAUGCAGUCCACGGCAACGGCGUUGGGCAAGUAUAAUAUCAGAUGCAAUGCGCUGUUGCCGGGGACGAUACGCACGCAGUUGAACGACGAGGAUCUCGCGGACGGGAGUGACAAGAAGAAAUACAUGGAGGGAAGGAUUCCGCUGGGGAGGUUGGGGAAGCCGGACGAUAUGGCUGGACCGGCGGUGUUUCUGGCAUGUGGCGAGUUGUCGUCGUAUGUCACAGGAGCCGCGAUUCUCGUUGAUGGAGGAGCGUUUGUGAACUUUCAGUAG
This is a messenger RNA of Capronia coronata CBS 617.96, 855 nucleotides long. RefSeq names its product glucose 1-dehydrogenase. The transcript has a single exon. The coding region runs from base 1 to 855 and encodes 284 amino acids. The record is from RefSeq and is a predicted model, not a curated record. NCBI's taxonomy places the organism in Eukaryota, Fungi, Ascomycota, Eurotiomycetes, Chaetothyriales, Herpotrichiellaceae. Gene Ontology annotation, molecular function: oxidoreductase activity, acting on the CH-OH group of donors, NAD or NADP as acceptor.